Molecule: messenger RNA, 2783 nt
Organism: Prionailurus viverrinus (fishing cat)
Lineage: Eukaryota; Metazoa; Chordata; Mammalia; Carnivora; Felidae
Gene: RILPL1
Product: Rab interacting lysosomal protein like 1
Exons: 7
Coding region: 190-1470 (426 amino acids)
Biological process (GO): cilium assembly
Cellular component (GO): cytoplasm; ciliary basal body
Molecular function (GO): protein dimerization activity
Source: RefSeq, a predicted model, not a curated record
GCUCGCGGUCCGCCGCCCCCGCCCAUGCGGACGCCCGCCCGCCGCCCGGUGCGCCCUCGCCCGAGGGCCAGCUGAGCGCGGACCGCCCGCGGCGGCGCGAGGUGGGCCCGGCCCGGCGCUGCCCUCGACAGCGGCAAGUUUGGGAGUUGCACUAGUUUGCGGGGUGGGGGAGAGGCCGGGCGGGGCGCCAUGGAGGAGGACCGGGGGUCGUCGCUGGCGGCCGAGUCGGCGCUGGAGAAGAACGUGGCGGAGCUGACCGUCAUGGACGUGUACGACAUCGCGUCGCUCGUGGGCCACGAGUUCGAGCGGGUCAUCGACCAGCACGGCUGCGAGGCCAUCGCGCGCCUCAUGCCCAAGGUCGUGCGUGUCCUGGAGAUCCUGGAGGUGCUGGUCAGCCGCCACCACGUCGCGCCUGAGCUGGACGAGCUGCGCCUGGAGCUGGACCGUCUGCGCCUGGAGAGGAUGGACCGCAUCGAGAAGGAGCGCAAGCACCAGAAGGAGCUGGAGCUGGUGGAGGACGUGUGGCGGGGGGAGGCGCAGGACCUCCUCUCUCAGAUUGCCCAGCUGCAGGAGGAAAACAAGCAGCUCCUGACCAACCUCUCGCACAAAGACGCCAGCUUCUCGGAGGAGGAGUUCCAGAAGCACGAAGGCAUGUCGGAGCGCGAGCGGCAGGUGAUGAAGAAGCUGAAGGAGGUGGUGGACAAGCAGCGGGACGAGAUUCGCGCCAGGGACAGGGAGCUGGGUCUGAAGAACGAAGACGUGGAGGCCCUGCAGCAGCAGCAGACGCGGCUGAUGAAGAUCAACCACGACCUCCGGCACCGCGUCACAGUGGUGGAGGCCCAGGGGAAGGCCCUGAUCGAACAGAAGGUGGAACUAGAGGCAGAUCUGCAAACCAAGGAACAGGAGAUGGGCAGCCUGCGGGCAGAGCUCGGGAAGCUGCGAGAGAGGCUGCAGGGUGAACUCAGCCAGAAUGGAGAGGAGGAGCCCGAGACGGAGCCGGGCGGAGAGGAGUGUGUCUCAGAGGCGGAGAAGAUGGCCAUGGGUCUCAAGGACCCCAACCGCCCCCGCUUCACCCUGCAGGAGCUGCGGGACGUGCUGCACGAGAGGAACGAACUCAAGUCCAAGGUGUUUUUGUUGCAGGAGGAGCUGGCGUACUAUAAGAGUGAAGAAAUAGAAGAGGAAAAUCGAAUACCCCAACCUCCACCGGUCGCCCACCCGAGAAUGUCCCCCCAGCCGGAGUCUGGGAUCAAGCGACUACUGUUCUACAAAGGACUCUGGGCCCUUCUCCCCUUCACUGUGGCCUCUGUCUGCUCAGCAAGACCUGGGGCUCCGAGACUGGGCAGAGAAGCCGCUGGAAUUGGGGAGCCAGAGAGCGAGAAACACACAGAGGGGGAGAGAGAAAUCAGAAUCCCCCCGUCCACAGGGUGCAGGUGGCCAGUCCCGUGGCCACCCCAGCCUUCUAGGGGAUGACUAGAAGAUCAGACUGGCACAAAAGGCUUUUGACCAGCCCAGGCAGGACACUGGUCGCCUUUGUCCACCUCGGCUGCUGACAGAACUGUCAGUGUGGCCUGUGAGCCCAGAGCCAGGGGCCGGGACGAAUCUUUCCUGGGGCUGGGGCAGGGAAUGGGGCUCUUAACGUGGCUUCACGCCCGCCUCCCUUCCCAUCCCUCACACCUCUGGCACCAUCGGGGUCCGCUUGUCCCUCGGUCCUUGCUUUUGUGGAAUACGAAUCACACAGCCUCUUUAGUACAGGACCUGGCUGCUUCCUAGCUCAACCUCAUGCCCUUGACCGGUUUUUUCCACCCACCAGUGUGUGAGCAGUACCUACCCUGGAGGUCUGGAGGGGCUCCAUCAGCUUAGAGCACCUACACUGAGGUAUCUUCCCCCUGGUCAGAGACUCAGAGCUGGGAGACUUAGCCCCACUUCUCAGAUGAAUAUCGGGCCCAGAGAAGCCCACUGACUUCAUUUAGAUCGUACCAUUGGGAAGGGUCAGAGGUGGGGUUUGAAUCGUGCCUUCUGUGUACCUCCCACCGCCCGUUUCCUUGCCCCAUUCCUGAGUCACCAGCUGUGGGCCGACCGCCCAGUCCCUUCUGUCCCAAGUGCACCACAAGCCAGGGACGUCAGCGUCUACGUUUCUGGGCUGAACCGGCGAAGGGAACCAGAAACUCCUGUCACCAGUUAAAACUGUGCCCAGAAGACGGUCCAAGAAAAGCUUGUGACUGAGCAGCUGCCGGCCGGAGAGUCCAGGUUGGCACUGCCUGGGAAGGUCACGAGGGAGCGCUGAGUGACUCCAGUCUUGUCCCCAGCGGCCACCAGGCACCAGCGCCCCCUUUGUGUGGCCUCUGUCUCUCCGUUACAGAGGUACACACAGCACCCAGCUGUCUGCUGAGCAGGGGCGGAGGGGCCGGCCAGGGAGGCAGGGCGCAGGCAACGGUUGUUAUGCGCCCGAGAGGUUGGCCUCAGAGGAGGCAGCCACCCGAGUAUCAGACACUAGUCCCUGUCCUCCUACCCACCGCCCUCCUUGCUUCAGCCCAGAAAUAGCUUCCUCACAGCCGCCCAUUGCACUGCCUGAAAUGCCACUGUUAGAACUGCAUUUGGUUUGCAUCUUCCAGAAAUAAUCAGUGGGGAGGGAGAAGGUAAAGCCAGCCACACCAUAUUCAGACAUAAACUUUUGACCAAAAUAAGCCAGUCUUUUUUUUUUUUUUAAUGCUUAUUUAUUUUUGAGAGAGAGAGAGAGAGAAAGAGACAAAGCACAAGCAGGGGAGGGGCAGAGAGAGUGGGAG